Molecule: messenger RNA, 3420 nt
Organism: Eimeria mitis
Lineage: Eukaryota; Apicomplexa; Conoidasida; Eucoccidiorida; Eimeriidae
Exons: 10
Coding region: 1-3420 (1139 amino acids)
Source: RefSeq, a predicted model, not a curated record
AUGCAGCAGCAACUGCAGCAGCAGGUGCAGCAGCCAGUGCAGCGGCCAAUGCAGCAGCAACUGGAGGAGCAGCUGGAGCAGCAGCAGCAGCUGGAGCAGCCACUGCAGCAGCCACUGCAGCAGCCAAUGCAGCAGCAACUGCAGCAGCAGCUGCAGCAGCCAGUGCAGCGGCCAAUGCAGCAGCAACUGGAGCAGCAGCUGGAGCAGACACUGCAGCAGCCGCUGCAGCAGCAACUGCAGCAGCAACUGCAGCAGCCAAUGCAGCAGCCAAUGCAGCAGCCAAUGCAGCAGCAACUGGAGCAGCAAGUGCAGCAGCAACUGCAGCAGCCACUGCAGCAGCAACUGGAGCAGCAGCUGCAGCAGCCAAUGCAGCAGCCACUGCAGCAGCAACUGGAGCAGCAAGUGCAGCAGCAACUGCAGCAGCCACUGCAGCAGCAACUGGAGCAGCAACUGCAGCAGCAACUGCAGCAGCCAGUGCAGCAGCAACUGCAGCAGCCAGUGCAGCAGCAACUGCAGCAGCCAGUGCAGCAGCAACUGGAGCAGCAGCUGGAGCAGACACUGCAGCAGCCACUGCAGCAGCAACUGCAGCAGCAACUGCAGCAGCAACUGCAGCAGCCAAUGCAGCAGCAACUGCAGCACUCAAUGCAGCUGCCACUGCAGCCACUGCAGCAGCAACUGGAGCAGCAAGUGCAGCAGCAACUGCAGCAGCCACUGCAGCAGCAACUGGAACAGCAAGUGCAGCAGCAACUGCAGCAGCCACUGCAGCAGCAACUGGAGCAGCAAGUUCAGCAGCAACUGCAGCAGCCACUGCAGCAGCAACUGGAGCAGCAACUGCAGCAGCAACUGCAGCAGCCAUUGCAGCAGCAACUGCAGCACUCAAUGCAGCUGCCACUGCAUCAGCAACUGGAGCAACAAGUGCAGCAGCAACUGCAGCAGCCACUGCAGCAGCAACUGGAGCAGCAGCUGGACCAGCCACUGCAGCAGCCAGUGCAGCAGCAACUGGAGCAGCAAGUGCAGCAGCAACUGCAGCAGCAACCGCAGCAGCAACUGGAGCAGCGACAGGAGCAGCAAGUGCAGCAGCCACUGCAGCAGCAACUGGAGCAGCAAGUGCAGCAGCAACUGCCGCUGCAGCAACAAACGCCACUGACGCAGCAGACCCCCGUGCAACAACCAGUUCACCCAGUGCAGCAACUGCAUAGUAUCUACCCGCAACAACUGCCGCAGCAGCAGCAGCAGCAGCAGCAGCAGCUGCUGCCGCUGCCGCUGCCGCAGCAGCUGCCGCAGCAACAGCCGCAACUGCUGCCGCAGCAGCUGCCGCAGCAGCAACAGGAGGAGCAACAGCAGCAGCAGCAGCAGCACGACACGCAGCAGGAGCUCCUACAACAGCAGCAGCAGGUGCCGCAGGAAGAGCAGCAACUGCAACAGCAACUGCAGCAACAUUACUACCAGGAGCAACAGCCAGAGCAGCAACUGCAGCAAUACCAGCAUCAGCAGCAACAGCAGCAACAGCAGCAGCACGAGGAACAGCAGCAACAGCAGCACUACGUAGAUCCCUUGGCUCAGCAGCAGCAGCAGCAGAAGCAGCAGCAGCAGCAGCAGCAGAAGCAGCAGCAGCAGCAGCAGCAACCAGGCUCCGAGCCAGUUGCUGCUACCCAAACACACCUCGUGUCUGGAGCCCCAGCAGAAGGUAAACACUCGCAGCACUUCUUGCUGCUUCAGCAGCAGCAGCAGCAGCAGCAGAAGCAACUGCAGCAGCAGCAAGAGGUUCUGCUUCAGUCUCAUCACCGGCUUGAGAUGCUCACCCGAGCACUGCAGCAUUUAAGGGCUACUCCAGAGCAGCAGCAACUGCAGCAGCAGCAGCAACAGCAGCAGCAGCAGCAGCAGCAGCAGGAAGAGGAGGUACAGCCUCAAACAACAGCAACAGAACAACACCAGGAGGAGAGUCCUGAGCCAUCAGCAACAGAAGCAGCAUCUGCAGCAGCAGCUGCUGCUACUGCUGCAGUCGCUGCAGCAGCAGAUGCUACUAUCGAGCAGCAGCUGCUGCUGCUGCACCCUGCAGCAUCUACACAAGCGCAUGCGCUGCAGCUGCAGCAAAACUCAACGCACACCGAUGCGUUCUCGUCUGUCUUUCAGCAGCAGCAAGGGGAGCAGCAGCAGCUGCAGCAGCAGCAGCAGCAGCAAGGGGAGCAGCAGCAGCAAGUGGGGGGAGCAGCAGCAGCUGCAGCAGCAGCAGCAGCAGCAAGGGGAGCAGCAGCAGCAAGUGGAGCAGCAACAGCAGCGCCUGCAACUGCAGCAGCAGCUGCACCAGCAGCAGCAGCAGCAGCAGCAAAUUCUCCUGCAGCAACACCAGCAGUGGGCCGCCAGCUCUACACAACACUGGAGAAUAGAACAACAACAGCCGCAACAGCUGCCGCAGCAGCUGCCGCAGCAGCACCAGGAGGAGCAACAGCAGCAGCAGCAGCAGCACGACACGCAGCAGGAGCUCCUACAACAGCAGCAGCAGGUGCCGCAGGAAGAGCAGCAACUGCAACCGCAACUGCAGCAACAGUACUACCAGGAGCAACAGCCAGAGCAGCAGAAUACCAGCAUCAGCAGCAACAGCAGCAACAGCAGCAGCACGAGGAACAGCAGCAACAGCAGCACUACAUAGAUCCCUUGGCUGUUCAGAUUCAGCACAACGAUGCAGCUGAGCAGCAGCAACAGCCGUGCUUCGCCGAGCAGCAGCUACAGCAGCAGCAGCAGCAACAGCAGCAGCUGCAGCAGCAGCAACCGCAGCAGCAGCAGCAGCAGCAGCAGCGGCGUAGCAAGGGGCCAGAAGAAGCAGCAGCAGCAGCAGCAGCAGCAGCAACAGCAGGAACAACAACCGCUGCAACAGCAGCAGGAGCAGCAACAGCAGGAGCAGCAGCAGCGGAGCUCCUACAACAGCAGCAGCAGGUGCCGCAGGAAGAGCAGCAACUGCAACCGCAACUGCAGCAACAUUACUACCAGCAGCAACAGCCAGAGCAGCAGCUGCAGCAAUACCAGCAUCAGCAGCAACAGCAGCAACAGCAGCAGCAUGAGGAACAGCAGCAACAGCAGCACUACAUAGACCCCUUGGCUGUUCAGAUUCAGCACGACGAGGCAGCUGAGCAGCAGCAACAGCCGUGCUUCGCCGAGCAGCCGCUACAGCAGCAGCAGCAGCAACAGCAGCAGCAGCAGCAGCAUCAGCAGCAGCAGCGGCGUAGCAAGGGCCCAAACGCCAGAGAAAACCACCGCAGCAGAAGAAGCAGCAGCAGCAGCAGCAGCAGCAGCAACAGCAGCAACAACAACCGCUGCAACAGCAGCAGGAGCAGCAACAGCAGGAGCAGCAGCAGCAAGAAAUGCUGCAGCCACACGAGCUCGAUCAUCAAGCACAAGGACUGCAGCAGAUGCAGCAGCUAG